AUGGUGUUUGGAGAGGUAAUAGUGAGGGUAAUAUCAGGAUAUGCUCCGCAACAAAGUAGGAAGAAAGAAGAGAAGGAUAGGUUUUAUGAUGAUGUUUCUAACGAGAUUGGGCAAGCGGGGAUGGAUGAGUUUGUGGUGUUGCUGGGUGAUUUGAAUGGUCAUGUGGGGGCGGAUGCAGACGGAUAUGAAGGUGUACAUGGGGGAUGGGGGUAUUGUAUACGGAAUGAGGAAGGGCGUAGAGUGUUGGAGUUGGCGGAUGCACAUAGCAUGGUGGUGGGGAAUACCUGGUUAACAAGGGAACCAGCACGACUAAUUACAUAUAGGUCAGGGGAGUAUAGGACAAUGAUAGAUUAUAUAUUGAUAAGGGCAAAGCCUAGAAAGUAUGUAAGGAAUGUGAAGGCGAUACCUGGUAUGUUGCAGCAUAGUAUGGUUGUGAUGGAUGUGGCAUCAAAAGAAAUGGGGAGGAGGAAGAAGGAUAAGUUUGUGGCUAAGAGAAAGACAUGGAAGUUACAGGAUGCAGAGGUGAGGAAGGCAUUUGAAGUGAAAGUGGCUGAAAGUUGGGAGAGUGGUAAGGAUGGAGAUGUUUGGGAGAGAUAUAGGGACUGUGUGUUGACUACGGCAGAUAAAGUAUGUGGAUGGACGAAAGGAAAAUGUAGGCAUGAUGAGACGUGGUGA
Molecule: messenger RNA, 675 nt
Organism: Helobdella robusta
Lineage: Eukaryota; Metazoa; Annelida; Clitellata; Rhynchobdellida; Glossiphoniidae
Exons: 1
Coding region: 1-675 (224 amino acids)
Biological process (GO): chromatin remodeling
Cellular component (GO): nucleus
Source: RefSeq, a predicted model, not a curated record